Endocarpon pusillum Z07020 is the source of this 1185-nucleotide messenger RNA. RefSeq lists its product as uncharacterized. NCBI's taxonomy places the organism in Eukaryota, Fungi, Ascomycota, Eurotiomycetes, Verrucariales, Verrucariaceae. Bases 1 to 1185 code for a protein of 394 amino acids. The transcript is spliced from 8 exons. The record is from RefSeq and is a predicted model, not a curated record.
AUGUGUGUGGCCUCUGACAGCCACAGCAACCACUACGGCGGUAUAGGAUGCCUAGGCUCUCCCCUUGUUCGUACAGAUGCCGCAUCGAUUUGGGCAACAUCGCGUACCUGGUGGCAGAUCCCGCCGGUAGCACGAGUGAACUUUGUAGGAACGCUGCCGCCAGGGGUGACCGCAGAAGAUAUCGCAGUCGCCCUAAAUAUUUUCUUCAAGAGCGACGUGCCGAACCAUGCCGUUGAGUUCACUGGCUCCGAGGAAACUAUGGCAAGUCUGCCCGUGGAUAGCAGAUUGACGAUCGCCAAUAUGACUACUGAGAUGACUGCUCUUCGUUUUGUCUCCUUUUCUCUGUCAGGCUUAUUCCCGGUGGACAAAACCUUGGAACGCUGGCUUCGAAAUAAGGCAACCGAAGCUACCAUACUCGACGACCGUACGACUCGACUACGUAUCACGCAUGAGAAGAUAGACGAGCUGUUCGCGAACCCCCUCACGGCUGACCGUGAUGCUGUGUAUGCGAAGCAGUUAUAUCUGAAUCUUGACACACUCGCGCCCUAUGUGUCAGGCCCGGACUCUGUCAAAGUCGGGACCCCUUUGCAUGAGCUGGCGCCGCAGCAUAUCAAGAUCAAUCGUGUCCAACUCUACAUCGCUGCGGCUUCCGCACCCGAGCAGGAGGCCGCAGAAGCUGUAGGUGACUGGCAGACUCUACUCGAUGCUGGCGCUCAGGCGCUGCCCGCCGGCUGCGGACCCUGUAUUGGGCUUGUGCAGGCCUGCUGGUUGGAACAAGGCAGAGUCGGACAUAGGGACGCGCAAACCUAUCUGGCAAGUCCCCAGGUUGUAGCAGCUAGCGCUCUCAAGGGCGUCAUUUCCGGUCCGGACACCUACGAAGUUCCUACGAAUUGGUCUGGCGUAGAGUACGGGUACGGCACCAGUGCCGAACCGACUACAGAGACCAAGCUUUCAAACUUCGUACAGCAGAUGGAGUCGCUAAUCGAGCAAGUGGAGUCUAUUGAGACUCCUAGAUCCGAAGUCGACAUCUUGCCAGGGUUUCCCGAAAAGAUCAGUGGUGAAAUCAUUUUUUGCGACGCCGACAAUCUUAACACUGAUGGUAUUUACCCGGGGAAAUGUACUUACCAAGACAACUUUUCCAAGGAGGAUAUGGCACGCGUCUGUAUGGAGAAUUAUGACCCCUAG